AUUUGACCCCGAAAUGGAAACUGUCUGAGCUUGCCUCUGAUCGCGCGUCGCCCCAGAUCCCCGCGGGACGGCCAAAAAGACAAGCCGUUCCCAGCCCCCGGAGGCCUCUCCCUCUCUUACCAACUCGCAGUCUACUCUUGGCUGCUGGAGCGUCGUGCCUACCGAGCAGGCAGAUCCCAUCGCGGCAACCCUGAGGUCCUCCGGAAACCAAGAGCCAAUAUGUUGUCCAACACAGCCUCAGCAAGCAGCGCCGGCACCGAAGCAGGCGGCGGAACGUCCGUCCAUCACUCGAUCACUGUCGCAGUCCGAGUGCGUCCUCUGCUGCCAAAAGAGCGAAUGGAAAUGAACGACCCAACAUUCUCGUACUCCUCCGGAGGAACCGACAAUAACACAGCUUUCAAACGGCUUGUUCAAGUGCUUGACUCCCGGGUCCUGAUAUUUGAUCCCAAAGAUCCCACAGCAAGGUCAAUCCGGACGUAUGAUCACCGUAGUCGCAGAAACAAAGAAAUCCGCUAUUCCUUUGACCGAGUCUUCUCCGAGGAGGCAAGCCAACAGGAGGUCUAUGAAGGAACAGUCCAGCCGCUCAUCGACAGCGUCCUGCAGGGCUACAAUGCCACCGUCUUCGCCUAUGGAGCCACAGGUUGCGGAAAGACACACACUAUUACAGGAACGCCGUCGGACCCUGGCGUCAUUUCCCGCACGAUGGAGGAGCUAUUUCGAUGCAUCGAGCAGCGCUCAAAGACCCACAUCAUCGAGUCGACUGUGUCAUAUCUCGAGGUCUACAACGAAACCAUCCGCGAUCUACUGAUUCCCGAAGGCCCGCCGCUGCAUCUUCGCGAAGAUGAGAGCGAAAACCACGUCCUCGUUUCAGGGCUCUCGGAACACCACCCAAAGAACGUAAACGACGUGAUGAAAAUGCUGAUCCUGGGCAAUGAAAACAGAACACGCGCCCCGACCGAGGCCAACGCUGUGAGCUCACGAUCCCACGCCGUUCUUCAAAUCCGGAUUCGGACACGCGAAAAGGUCACCGGCGUGACGGCGGUGUGGAAGAGUGCUACGCUGUCGAUCAUCGAUCUUGCCGGAAGCGAGCGAGCUUCGGCGACAAAGAACAAAGGAGAUCGGCAACUUGAGGGCGCCAACAUUAACAGAUCGCUGCUUGCCCUUGGAAACUGUAUCAAUGCGCUCUGCAGCAACAAGCCCAAUCACAUUCCCUAUCGCGACUCGAAACUGACUCGGUUACUCAAGUACUCACUCGGCGGAAACUGCAAGGUUGUCAUGAUUGCCAACAUCAGCCCCGCCGUCGUCCACUACGAUGAGACCCAGAACACUCUCAAGUACGCAAACAGGGCCAAGAAUAUUACUACAGUUGUUGCGCAAAACAACAUUGAUGUCGAGUACCACAUAUCCGAAUAUCCAAAAAUUAUCCGUGAUCUGAAUCUACAAAUUCUGGAGCUGAAAGAAGAAAUCGCCCACCGCGAUCGUCAGGUAUCAGCCAAAGCCAGCGCCGGGAAGGCCGCAGAAGGCAAUCGCUCAACUCGCUCUCGAUCGCUGCCCAACGAGAGCAGCGAGGAGAGCUCCGCGUUCGGGCACGAUCUCAUUCGACAAGUACACCAGCUCUUUUACAAACUGGACGAAAAACGUCUCGAGCUCACGGCUGCAAUGGUCUCGAUCGAGCGAAAUGAGCACCGUCUCAAGUCGCUCCAGAUACUGGCGGACAAGCUCUCGUCAAUGUGCACCAAUAGCGAGUCUGUCGGCCUUGCCGAGGAGCUCCUGUCUCGGCUGCAGCUUUCACUAUUAAGUGUAUGCGAAGAGCUUCACCUUAACAGCGCCAACCUGCGGCAGUACACGAUUCAAGCCGAGGAAGCAAUCAAAGCCGGUCGAAACGAGCUGAGCAACCUUCAAAAUGGAGCCAUCUGGCAGAAACUCAGUCAAGUGGAUCGCGAAAAUGUCAAGAAGGAAAUCAUGUUGAUGGAGGUCAUGUCGGAAAACUCGCAACUGACAUUGAAGCUAGAAGUUCUCCGUGGCAUCGCGACCGAGCGGACAACUGCAGUUGACAAGCUCUCUGCGAGUCAGCUUGCCGCGAUCCAAGGACUAGAGGAGAUGGCGCAGAUCGCUCACAGCCACAACGACGAAAUGCUCAUGGCAAUGCCCGAGGACAUGAUGGCUAAUGUAGCGGGCGUCAUUGCUGAGGUUGUAAGCCUCCAGGACGACCAGGAAACGUCGCUGCUGAUCGACGAGGUGCUCGAUCGACAGAACAAACGAAUCGAGCAUGCCAAAGCUCCGGCAAAGAAACAUCGACGGUCGACCAUGCUCGAGUCGCGACUCCGAGCACUGAUGGUGAGCGACCUUCAAGACCCAGAACCCAAGCCGGACUCGGCUGGCGGCGACGCAACCGCUGCCAUCAAAAGCAGCAUCGAGAAUCACUUCAGCUCUUAUUCCUCAUCUGCGGACGAGCAUGCCUCAUUCAAACGAUCGGCGAGCGACCAGAUGGAGUGCGACAACGACGAGACGCCGACAGCACCAAAGAAGCGCCGCAUUGCCGCUCAUGAGCCCGACGGCAUGGCGGAUGCCGAUAGCGACGCUACUCCAGUGGCAAGCCACAGACGCGAUGCCCCAGCAAAUCCACCUGCGACUAAGACACCGACAAAUGCCGGGCAUCGGGUUGCUGCGCUGGCUGCUGCCUCUGCUAGCUCCGGCGGAGGGCCGAUCCGUUCAAGCCCGAUGAGAAGAACCACUCGAAAUCGGGCACGGGAGUCCCUGAUUCCCGUUAUGGUGGCACCAGGGAGCGCAAAGAGAAAGCCCAAGGCCCCAGGUCCGGCGGCUUGGUCGACCCAGCUUGGACCGCAGCCAAUCGGCACCGCAGCUCUGGCCACACAGAUGCCAGCGCCAAGUGCGACAAUGUUUACUUUCGAAGCCAAGGCAUCUGCUCCGCCUCCCAGCUCCAUCCCGUUCGGAGCUGCCCAGCUUGGAGCCGGAUCCAUGUCCAAUAUCGGGGCCCAGCUCUCGAUUCGUCCAGCCGACAGUACUUUCGACCCUCGAAGCACUAUGAUGCCGCCUCCUUGGGGAGGAGCACCAAUGACACUGACGACUUCCGACUCGGCAGCGACUCAAAGACGCCCCCUGCGCCGCAAAACCAAUGCUGGAUUGGACCCCAAAAUCGAGGCGGCUGUGGACUGCAUCCAGACACGAACACGAUCCAAGGGGACAGCGGGAGCCGGAAUGGAGGGCAUUUCGGAGCCAGAAUCGGGGCUAGGCGGCAAGAUCGGCGGACAUGUCGCCCGUCGAUCGCUGCUCCCGGCGCCCCGAGAUAUGGGCAGGGUUGGUACCCGCUCAUCAGCUCGGCUCCGGGCAAACAAUCGUCUUUAGUCGAUCGCAAAUGAGGCGGCAUAUUGUGUUGUUAUGGCCCUUUUACACUAUAUUCAGAAAAAAACGGGACACCACAGCCGUUUCCAUGAACAUGUAGUAUGUGAUGGCAUGCGUCAAGCAAAGCCACAAUAAAUAGAUCAGAUCACUUUGGC
Molecule: messenger RNA, 3518 nt
Organism: Polychytrium aggregatum
Lineage: Eukaryota; Fungi; Chytridiomycota; Chytridiomycetes; Polychytriales
Product: P-loop containing nucleoside triphosphate hydrolase protein
Exons: 7
Coding region: 220-3366 (1048 amino acids)
Biological process (GO): microtubule-based movement
Molecular function (GO): ATP binding; microtubule motor activity; microtubule binding
Source: RefSeq, a predicted model, not a curated record